UGUCGGGGAUCACUAGGCACAAACACUAAACACAGCAUUUUCAUCGCCUUUGUUUCUUGUUUUUUUAUUUCGUUUAUCUGGACAAAAUAUAUUUUUCCGGUGUGAAAAAGUUUACUUACUAUAAUUGAGUAAGUAUGGCCGGGGAAGUUCUUGUUGAUGCUCUGCCCUACAUUGAUCUUGGAUAUGAUGAUUCUGGAGUGAGAGAGGCGGCAAUCGCAAUGGUUGAGGAGGAAUGUCGCAGAUAUCGUCCUACUAAAAAUUACCUAGAGCAUCUACCAGCUUUGAAUACGACCGCUUUCGAAACAGAGAUGAUGGCGGCUGAAUUUGAACGAAUACAGAAUCGACUUCCGAUGGAGCCGCUAAGCAUGAAGCGUUAUGAACUCCCUCCUCCACCUGCGGGCAAAAUGUCUGAGGUAUCAGCAUGGACCGAAAGCGUUGACAAUUCUAUGGCCCAGCUGGAACACCAAGCAGUACGAGCAAUAAACCUUGACAUGAUGAUGGAAUACGGCUGUGAAAUGUGGAAAUCUUAUUUAGAGGUACUAACUGCAAUGCAAGCUAAGGCACAGGUGCGGUUGGAGGCUUUAAAAAAAGAAAUUCAGGAUGUCAACUGGAAAAGGAAAUCUAAACAAACUCAAGGUGGUGAAAAGUUAAGAUCACUAGAAGCCCAAUGGGUAAUGCUAGUUUCAAAAAAUUACGAAAUCGAGCAAGCAUGUGUAAAAUUAGAAGAAAAGAUUUAUCAGAAAAAAAUUGAAAAAUAUUCAACGCAAAGACAAGGAAAUAAAAUUGACAAUUAAUUUCCUAGAA
Messenger RNA from Toxorhynchites rutilus septentrionalis, 804 nucleotides. RefSeq names its product pre-mRNA-splicing factor SPF27 (gene BCAS2). Gene Ontology annotation, biological process: mRNA processing. Lineage: Eukaryota; Metazoa; Arthropoda; Insecta; Diptera; Culicidae. Gene Ontology annotation, cellular component: precatalytic spliceosome; Prp19 complex; catalytic step 2 spliceosome. The record is from RefSeq and is a predicted model, not a curated record. The coding region runs from base 135 to 794 and encodes 219 amino acids. The transcript has 2 exons.